GAACAUGGCGACGUGCGUUCCCUUCCAGAGCCAGCUGUCCUCCAUAAUGGAGGUCUUGGUGAAGGCAGCCGUGGCAGAAAUCUCCAAACUAGUCGAUGACAAAUGUGCGAUUUUCCACCUGGAGAUAUCCCGAAAACAAAGCGAGAACGAGAUGCUGAAGAGGAAACUGCUGCUGAUGGAGAAGGAAAACGAGCAGCUGCAGCGAGGACUGGAAAACUACAUGGAUCGAGGAACAGAUUUGAGAGGCAACAGUUUGCGUCCAACAAGAGAUAUUAAGUUUGCUGAGAUUCAAGACGCCAGCGCCUCUUUUACAAUUAAAGAAGAAAGUCCUGAUGAGGAGUUAUGGAUCAGUGGUUCUGCUGGUGCUGUUGGAGAUGCUGUGCAAUACCCUGAUACUGGUAAUGAUCCAGAGAACCAUCAGUUAACCCAAACGGAGGUCAUCAGACAAAAGCCUUCGGAGUUUGGUGACUCGUUUAACUCUGGUCCACAUCCAGCGGACAUGGGUGGUCUUCAGUUCACGGUCAAGACAGAGAAGGAGGAGGACCGAGUGUCCUUCAGGCAGGAUGGAUGUCAGCACAGCGUGGGGAAGCAGGCUCAGAUUGCUGCCGAGUAUCCCGUGGAUGAACGAGAGAAUCAGCUCUGGUCGUCUAUUAUCGAAGGUAACGAUAUCGACACAGGGUUUCCUGACUUCUCCAGCGUAGUCGAAGAGUAUUCCAGCUCCUUCUCGGAGCAUUCGGAUGCUACGAACGUGGCGUCUAACGCCAACAAGCCGCCUUGCGUUCAGCAGUGCAAAGGGAUUUACAGCAGUGAGUAUCAGAAGGAUCCUCAGCUGUUGAACUUUCAGCCCAGACAUCAAGCUGCUCUGCUGCAACCAGAUAAGAAGGCGCAAAUAUUCCUGCAGAGGAGCACGUCACGCUCUGCUCAGCCCGAGAUGGAGAUGGUCACUGAGGACAGAUCAGGUCUUACCGAGUCACUCAACACUUUCACACCGACUAAUUUCUACCCCCAUAAACCCCUGUCUGCCAUGACUCGGGGCUACAGCUGCUCCCAGUGCGGGAAGUCCUUCAGUCGCCUGCAUCAGUUCAGGCUACACCAGCAGAGCCACAAGAGGAAGCGAGCUUUCUGGUGCACGGUGUGCGGCAAGAGCUUUCAGUGUUCGUCCCACCUCAGCAUACACCACCGGACACACACGGGGGAGAAGCCGUACGGCUGCGGACAGUGUGGGAAGAGGUUCACACAGCAGAGCAGUCUGAGGGUCCACCAGCGCACGCACAGCGGGGAGCGACCCUACAGCUGCUCGCAGUGCGGGAAAACCUUCAUCCUGAUGCACCAUUUGAAGCGACACAGGAUCAUCCACACGUACAGCUGAGGCGGAGACGCGUCCAAAACUUUCGAAACCAAAUC
Molecule: messenger RNA, 1404 nt
Organism: Nematolebias whitei (Rio pearlfish)
Lineage: Eukaryota; Metazoa; Chordata; Actinopteri; Cyprinodontiformes; Rivulidae
Product: zinc finger protein interacting with ribonucleoprotein K
Exons: 4
Coding region: 5-1369 (454 amino acids)
Biological process (GO): regulation of transcription by RNA polymerase II
Molecular function (GO): RNA polymerase II cis-regulatory region sequence-specific DNA binding; DNA-binding transcription factor activity, RNA polymerase II-specific
Source: RefSeq, a predicted model, not a curated record